CCUUAGUACCUCUUCUCUUCACCCAAACCCAACCGCGAUCAGAAUCCACAAGAAAAUGGGCCAAACCCCGUCAAAGCCGCGCCCGGACACCACCAUCCAAGUAAUCGGCGCCGGCCUCUCACGCACAGGCACAGCGUCAUUCAGCGCGGCGCUCGCCAUCCUGCUAGACGGUCCGAUUUACCACGGCGGCACACAAGCGGCGCUCGGCCCGCCGACCGAGAUCCUUGCCUGGAACCGGCUCCUGCGCGCCUGGCUCCGGCGCGAUGAACCCGAGACCCUUUCGCAGCUGCGCGCCCUGACGACGGGCUACGCCGCCAUCACCGACGCGCCGGCCUCGCAGCUCGUGCCCGAGCUCCUCACGCUGUACCCGGAUGCGAAAGUCAUCGUCACGGUCCGCGACCCCGACGCCUGGCUGCAGAGCAUGGAGACGCUGACCUCGUGGGUCAGACUCCGCUUCCUCCAGGUGAUCCUCUGGCCUUUGCCGGGGUUGCGGCACUUCGUGACCUGGAUCGCCUUGAUCCGGGCGCAGUGGAAUUGUGUCUACGAUGGGAAGGCGCAGGAUAAGGCCUAUGUAUAUCAGCGUCAUUUGGAGUGGUUGCGCGAGGUGGUGCCUGCCGACCGGUUGGUCGUGAUUGAUAUCAGGGACGGGUGGGAGCCGCUUUGUCGCGCGCUCGGCAAGGAGGUGCCCAAGGAUGUUCCGUUUCCCCGCAUUAAUGAUUCCAAGGCGAUGGAGCGCGUGGCGGCGUAUCAUAUUCGGAGGGGUUUGGUGCGGUGGGCGAUUGCGUUGGGGGCUCCGAGUGCCCUACUCAUCGUCAAGAUCCUGGCGCCCUUCGCUCUCGUCUCAGCCAAUCUUGGGCUAUUGACCCGUGCGCUACGGUUACCAUCAGGCGCGCUAUUUGUAUUCGUCGUCACUGCCAGCGAUUACCUGACGUUGCGAUUCUUCCCUGGCGGUCAGUGUCCGACCGCCGGUUUGGAGGCGCCCGUGGAUGGAGAUGACUUGCCCAAACCGGUUUAG
Aspergillus homomorphus CBS 101889 is the source of this 1015-nucleotide messenger RNA. RefSeq lists its product as uncharacterized. The record is from RefSeq and is a predicted model, not a curated record. Bases 56 to 1015 code for a protein of 319 amino acids. Gene Ontology annotation, biological process: GPI anchor biosynthetic process. Lineage: Eukaryota; Fungi; Ascomycota; Eurotiomycetes; Eurotiales; Aspergillaceae. Gene Ontology annotation, molecular function: transferase activity. Gene Ontology annotation, cellular component: endoplasmic reticulum membrane. The transcript has 3 exons.